This is a messenger RNA of Galdieria sulphuraria, 1128 nucleotides long. RefSeq names its product phosphatidate cytidylyltransferase/ phytol kinase. Gene Ontology annotation, cellular component: endoplasmic reticulum membrane. Gene Ontology annotation, molecular function: ATP-dependent diacylglycerol kinase activity. The transcript is spliced from 4 exons. Lineage: Eukaryota; Rhodophyta; Bangiophyceae; Galdieriales; Galdieriaceae. Gene Ontology annotation, biological process: phosphatidic acid biosynthetic process. The record is from RefSeq and is a predicted model, not a curated record. The coding region runs from base 6 to 1004 and encodes 332 amino acids.
AAUGGAUGGUGGAGAUUGGUAAGAUUCCUUUUCACUAUGGAGUAUCUACGAAUACUUGUUUUGUGCUUGCAACAAACUUUAUAAAAGAACAAAAACCACAUAAGAAAACCAAUAGAUUGAGAGUUUCUACUGUAUUCUUAAAGCAUAGGAAAAAUCUCUUUUAUGAAAACACAACAAGUAGAGUUUUAGAAAAGUUUCGUUGUAGAAUUAGUAUGGCGCUUACGGGUUCUUACUUUAUGUCCACUGUUUCUAGUAUUCCUCCUUUUUUAUUAUCAACUGAAGUUGUGUUUGAGAGGAAGGAUUUGAUUGUAGCCUUUGCAGAUCUACUCGGUGCUACUGCGUGGAUUCUUUGCUGGCAGUGGGUCGCUUCCAAGAAUUGGAUAGAACGAACGAUUAGUAGAAAGAUUGUUCACAUGACUUGUACUCCACUGUUUGUGCUGACUUGGCCGUUCUUUACUGAUUCGUCUGGAUCACGUUGGGUUGCUUGUUUAGUGCCACUAAUUAUGGGCUUACGGUUGUGGAUUGCUGGAAAGGGUUGGUCGAGUGAUACAAUAAGCAAAAUAGUCUCUCGAAAAGGUUCCAUAGAAGAAGCAUUGAAGGGUCCUCUUUAUUAUGUCAUUGUGACUUUUUUGGUUACCUUGUUUUGUUGGAAAGAUAGUCCACUUGGUAUAGUUGCCUUGAUGCAGCUUUGCCUUGGAGAUGGAUUUGCAGAAGUGGUCGGUCGUCGUUGGGGAAAGUCACUUACGUGGCCUUUUUGUCGGGACAAGAGUGUAAUAGGAACUUUGGCUUUUUCUAUCGCUGGAUUUCUUGCCUCCUACUGUGCCGUUGUAUAUUUUAAUAUUGUAGGUAUGAAGUUUUACGGAACUGAGGAGCUUUCUACUUUUUCUCUCCUCAUCAUUACUUUGGCUUGUUCCGCUGUCGAGUUGGUAAAUUUCUGGGAUGACAACUUUUCAGUUCCUCUCAUGGCUAUAUUAAUUGGCGCGCUUUUAACACGACAUUCUUAACCUUCCAAAGGCAUAUUCUUCGACACACGAGUAACAAAUGAAUGGCUUUGGUAAAUUCGAAGCUUCGAUGGGCAUUUUAAAAGCAGCUGAUGUGACAGUAAAUAAUGAAUAUUAGUUUUCUAUU